ACAGCACAGUUGCACAGAAGGGAAGCCCUGCAAAGGGUAGCAUGCACAGCAGGAGGGAGACCACAUAGGAGUAAUUUGCUGACAGACAAGCAAAGAUGGAUCUGAUUUCAGCUUUCUUCCCAGAAACCUGGGUCCUCCUGGUAAUCAGUCUCAUGCUCCUCUACUGGUUUGGGACUCGUACACAUGGAGUUUUUAAGAAACAGGGAAUUCCUGGGCCCACACCUCUGCCCUUUUUAGGAACUGUACUGAAUUACUACAAGGGUAUUUGGAAAUAUGAUGCAGAAUGCUAUAAAAAGUAUGGAAAAAUAUGGGGCUAUAUUUUAGGUAAUUGGACUGGAGAAUUCGAUACUACGAUGGAGCAGCUGAGAGUGGCCAUUGUCACAGUAAAUUCUACCGGAGUGGACGCAGGACUAGCCACAGGAUUAUCAACAUGGAUUGCUGCAGCCAUGAAUCAUCUGAAGGAAUGGGCGGGCAUGGGAGCGUUAGCAGGCCUUCUGGUGUUGGUCUCCUUGGUUUGCCUGUGGUAUAUAUGCAAGAUUAGAGUCUCACAACAGUGUGAUGCAGCCAUGAUCAUUCAGGCCUUUACAGCCAUUGAAGCAGGACAUUGUCCCCAAGCAUGGUUGGAUACCAUAAGAAGCUAAAAUGAUACGCUCAGGAUGCGAGGCUAAGCACUGCACUCAGGGUCAGCUGCUUUCGACCCAGAGAAGAGCAUGUCUGAUUGCAUGCGGGUUGAUGCCCCAGGUCCCGCCUCUGAGAAAAAGGUAUCGGACGGGUCUGAUGCUCUUUGGGUGGAUGACACCUAAAUGAACAUCUGUACAAAGUCCCAAUUUAUUUCUAAUAUCAGAGAUCAGACCUCUACUCUUGCCUGAUGCGUCUAAAACAAAAAGGGGGAACUGUAGAGAGCUGUGGAAUGCUAUGCCUUAAAGAUGGAGCUGGUUUCCGCCUUCCACCUUCCCGAUGGUGAGUGCUCUCUGUCACGAACAACUCCACAUUUGACUAAGGCCAAAGAUCUGGCUUGCUUCCAUGUAUGUGGACCUAUCUGCAUUGCCCCCGUGGCACGCCUGGGUUGGCUACCCAGAGGCUAUUUAAGCUGUGGGCUGGCUUUCCCCGGGGUCCGAGCAUUGUUCAAUGUUCCUGAAUAAACUGCAUUGAAAAAAAAAUAAACGAUUAUUUAUUAAUAAUUAUAUUUAUUAGUAAUGCAUAUUAAUAAAUAAUUACUUAUUUCUUACAAA
This is a messenger RNA of Meriones unguiculatus (Mongolian gerbil), 1232 nucleotides long. RefSeq names its product cytochrome P450 3A1-like. Gene Ontology annotation, biological process: steroid metabolic process; oxidative demethylation. The record is from RefSeq and is a predicted model, not a curated record. Gene Ontology annotation, molecular function: heme binding; testosterone 6-beta-hydroxylase activity; iron ion binding. NCBI's taxonomy places the organism in Eukaryota, Metazoa, Chordata, Mammalia, Rodentia, Muridae. The coding region runs from base 96 to 641 and encodes 181 amino acids. The transcript has 4 exons.